AUGACAACUCUCACUAUAGACGGCCUCCAGGCUCUUCUAUCUGAUCUCGGUGUUGAGACGCCUAUUCCAGAGUUCCCCGACUCGAUCCCUUUGCGCAAACCCCUCGAUAUAGCUCGAGCGUACCUUGCCGGUGCACUCAAGCGCCUUGCUCCUGACCAUGCUAACAAUGUUUCCAAAGCUAUCGCAGAAGCUAGCAAUAUCAACUACGGAGAUUUGAUAAUUAUUGUUCCGAAAAUUGAUCAUGAUUGCGAGGCCGAGCUCUACGCUUUAGACCUCAUGUCUAAGUUUCCCACAACUCCGUUGUUUGUACUUCCUGUCCCAGAAGGAAUGCAAUUACGCCUGUUUCUUAACACAGACACUUUGCAGAACUGGCUUCUUCCUUACAUCAUUGAUCGUGGAUGCAACUACGGUGUCGAUGGCACGACUUCUCCAACAGGACAGUCACCACUCGAUGCCAAACAAAAGAAGGUAGUCAUUGAAUUUUCUUCGCCUAACAUAGCUAGCGAGUUUCAAGGGAAACAUUUACGAUCUACCCUGCUAGGUGCACAGAUUUCCAAUCUGUACCGUGCUUUCGGCUGGGACGUGACGACUAUCAACUACCUGGGCGACUGGGGAAAGCCCAUAGGACUUUUGGGAGCAGGAUUCGCUAGGUUUGGUUCUCAAAGUCUGCUCGAAACCGAUCCGAUUGCGCAUCUACGAGAUGUGUACCAAAAAACCUACGAGAUGUUUAGGCCCGAGGAGCUGGAGAGCAGGAGGGCGCGUGACGAGCAUGGCGUUGACGCUGCAAGCGAAGUAGAAUCUCGAGGCCUGUACGCUGAACGUAACGCCUUCUUUAAGAAAAUGGAAGAUGGCGACGAAGAAGCCCUGGAGUUUGCGAAAAGAUUCCGCGAGGUCAGCAUUCAGGACUACAGUCAACUCUACGCGAGAAUGCACGUCAGUUUCGAUGAGUACUCAGGAGAGUCUCAAGUUUCGAAGGAAACCAUGGCCGAGGUCAUCCAGAUCAUGAAAGACAAAAAUCUAACGGUUGAGAAAGGCGGCGCUCUUACCAUCGAUUUAAAGGAACAUGGGGCAAGCGGUAUUGCAAUAAUACGCACGAGGGAAGGGAGCAGUACCUACCUCCUAAGAGAUCUUGCAGCUGUCCUUGAGCGUUACCGACGGUAUUCUUUCGACAAGAUGGUCUACGUCGUGGCCGCGGAUAACAAAGCUCAUUUCGCCAAAGUCUUCCAGAUUCUACAUCUGAUGGGACUUGACGACCUUGCUGACAAGCUGCAUCACGUUUCCUUCAGCGACAAGUCUCAUAUCCCCAAGUCGGGUGACCACGAGCAGACCCUUGCCAGCGUCCUAGAUCAGUGUGAAGAGACAAUUCAGAAAGCUAUUUCCGAAGACCCGCAGAAACUGUCUCAGCUACGAUCUGUAAGCGCUGCUAACUUGUGUACAUCUGCAAUGUUCGCGCAUGUGUCGUCUGUUAAGUCUGCAACGGAGCUGACAUUUGAUGUGGAGAAGCUCGCUUCUUUUGAAUCGUCAAACGCUCUUGAGCUUUUGUCAUGGUUCUCAAGUCUUUCUUCUAUCAAAUAUUUGGAUCAUGAGGUGUCAGCCGGACCCAUUGACGCAUCAGAAGCAUCUAAGGAGGAAGCUCAGCAGUCUACGAUGGUCAACAAUAGUUCAGUGCGUACACUUGAAGAAGCAGAGAGAACGAAAGAUGAAGAAAGAGCAGCUUUACUAAGACUACUCUCACAUUAUCCCGAAGUUGUGGACACUGCAUUCAAGGCGAAGACCCCUGAGCCGUCGGCCAUUAUGGCUUUUUUGAUGAGUGUCACAACUCGUUUAAGUGGAUGCAUUGAAGAUCGCACGAAAGUUGUUGCUCAAAACAAAAUGCAGAAAGAACUUUUCAAAGCGACCGAAGUUGUCUUGGAGAACGGCUUGAAGUUGCUCGGAAUCAUUGCAGGGUAA
This is a messenger RNA of Verruconis gallopava, 1950 nucleotides long. Its product is annotated as arginine-tRNA ligase. Gene Ontology annotation, molecular function: ATP binding; arginine-tRNA ligase activity. The record is from RefSeq and is a predicted model, not a curated record. The coding region runs from base 1 to 1950 and encodes 649 amino acids. Lineage: Eukaryota; Fungi; Ascomycota; Dothideomycetes; Venturiales; Sympoventuriaceae. Gene Ontology annotation, biological process: arginyl-tRNA aminoacylation; mitochondrial translation. The transcript has 2 exons. Gene Ontology annotation, cellular component: mitochondrion; cytoplasm.